This is a messenger RNA of Siniperca chuatsi (mandarin fish), 4838 nucleotides long. RefSeq names its product upstream binding protein 1 (gene ubp1). Gene Ontology annotation, molecular function: DNA-binding transcription activator activity, RNA polymerase II-specific; RNA polymerase II cis-regulatory region sequence-specific DNA binding. Gene Ontology annotation, biological process: regulation of transcription by RNA polymerase II. Gene Ontology annotation, cellular component: nucleus. The record is from RefSeq and is a predicted model, not a curated record. Bases 849 to 2477 code for a protein of 542 amino acids. The transcript has 16 exons. Lineage: Eukaryota; Metazoa; Chordata; Actinopteri; Centrarchiformes; Sinipercidae.
UUGGCUUAUCGCCGUCGUGGCAUCCUUCCUGAGGCUGGCGGUGGCAGCCCUGCAGGCUUCACAGACACAGACCGACAGUCUGUAUGCUGAGGGAGCCAUGUUGAUGCCUGGUUUUGUGUCAACCGCUGCACUUUGGAUGGUUAAAGGACUGCGUCUCAAAGACUGGGAGCCUUAGCGGUGACUCCAGCACCGCGAUGAGAAGAGGAGAGCGGUUUGGGAUGGUACAGGGAGCGCCAGAGGAGAGCUGCUCUUAGGUCACCGAACAUCACAGUUGAUUCAAAGCAAGUAAAGUUGAUGCUAGUUAGCCUGAUAGCUAGGUAGCAACAGCUGUGCGGAUGCGGCGUGUGGACUAAAACAAAACCACCUUCUCUGCUUGUUGCAUUUUGUUGGGCUAACGUAAGCUAGACUGCUUUGAAGACUCUGUGCCCGGGGUAACAACGGGGCUGCUGGAUUCAUGCUAGCUCGCUGAAGUUGCCUUUGCAAAGCUAGCUAGCUUUUAGCUAACGUUAGCAUGCUGACAAUCCGCUCGCAUCUUCAGUCACGACUAACAUUUGCUAGCUGAGUGGACUCUAACUUAUCGUUACUUUCAGACAGUCUGCCAGCUGUGGAGCACCGUGUUGUGUGACAAAAACCCGAGUGGAGAUAUGGCGAUACAUCCAGUCUCUGUGGAAAGCUACACAUUCGCUUGCCUAGCUUGCCAAGGAGCGGCUAACGGGCUAGCAGCAUAACUUUCCUCUCGCGGUGUCACUCAGAAGCUGCAGAUACCACUUCCUCGCUAGCCGACCUCUCGUACCUGCAGCAAGCUGGCGGCCCUCCGAGUAGAAGCCGAGGACAAGGAGCUGGGGCCGAUGGCCUGGGUGCUGAAGAUGGACGACGCCACCAUAGAGUCGGGGCUGGUGCACGACUUCGAUGCCAGUCUGUCUGGCAUCGGGCAGGAGCUGGGGGCUGGAGCCUACAGCAUGAGCGAUGUGCUGGCUCUGCCAAUCUUUAAGCAGGAGGACUCCAGCCUUCCUCCUGAAAGCGAGACCAAAAAUCCCCCAUUCCAGUAUGUGCUGUGCACCGCCACCUCGCCUGCUGUCAAGCUGCAUGACGAGACGCUCACAUACCUAAACCAAGGCCAGUCUUACGAGGUGCGUAUGUUGGACAACAGGAAGCCAGGGGAGUUACCAGAGAUCACCAACAAGAUGGUGAAGAGUGUAGUGCGAGUGGUGUUUCAUGACCGCCGGCUACAAUACACAGAGCACCAGCAGCUGGAGGGCUGGAGGUGGAAUCGUCCUGGCGACCGUCUCCUUGACAUUGAUAUCCCCAUGUCAGUGGGCAUUGUGGAGCCGAAGACUCACCCCUCCCAGCUUAACGCUGCGGAGUUCCUGUGGGACAUGAACAAAAGAACUUCUGUUUUUGUGCAGGUGCACUGCAUCAGCACAGAGUUCACUCCCAGGAAGCACGGUGGAGAGAAGGGCGUCCCCUUCAGGAUCCAGUUCGACACGUUCGCCCAGGGAGACAGUGGAGAGUACACAGAGCACCUCCACUCUGCCUCCUGCCAAAUCAAAGUCUUUAAGCCAAAGGGGGCGGAUCGUAAGCAAAAGACAGACAGGGAGAAGAUGGAGAAACGCACAGCUCAAGAGAAGGAAAAGUACCAGCCUUCUUAUGAUACCACUAUCCUGUCAGAGACGAGGCUUGAGCCCAUCAUAGAGGAUGCGGGUGACCACGAGCUGAAAAAGUCCAGCAAGCGGACACUUCCCGCUGACUGUGGUGACUCCUUGGCCAAGAGAGGCAGUUGCUCCCCGUGGCCGGACAACGCCUACAUCAGCACCAACCAGGCAGCUUCUCCCUCCUUCUCCUCCACCCCACUGUCCACCUACGCAACCUCCUCAGUACCGGACAGUGACUCGUCCUCACCCAAUCACCAGGCAGACCCUGGCAGCCAUGGCAACUUGGAGCAGUUGAGCCCCACUGCCUCCAUACAGGACGCACAGAAGUGGCUGCUGAAAAAUCGCUUCAGCUCCUACACACGGCUCUUCUCUCACUUCUCAGGUUCUGAUUUGUUGAAGCUAACCCGGGACGACCUGGUCCAGAUUUGUGGGCCAGCAGAUGGGAUCAGACUCUUCAAUGCACUUAAAUCCAGGUCAGUGCGUCCCAGGUUGACAGUGUAUGUCUGUCAGGAGUCUCCUCCGGAGAGCCCCCUGCUGGAGAGACACGGCAACAAUGAAAACGGAGAACACAGCAUUUCCUCUAGUUUACAUGUGUAUCAUGCUCUGUACCUAGAGGAGCUCACAGCUGCAGAACUGAUCCGCAAGAUGGCGUACGUGUGCUGCCUUCCACUGGGAACGAUCAACCAGGUGUACAGACAGGGUCCUACAGGCAUACACAUCCUGCUCAGUGACCAGAUGGUUUACAACUUGCCUGAUGAGAGCUGUUUUUUGAUCAGCACUGUCAAAGAUGAACUGGGUGAAGGACUCCAUCUAAUCCUGAAGUAGUGAGGAGGACAGAUGGCAUCACUAAUACUCCACCCUCUGUUUUGGAGCAGAAGCCUCCCUCUGUCCCUCUCUGCCUGCCUCCACUCUCUCCAUGUACUUCCUCCCGUUCUCUCUAAGCACUCGCUCGAUGGAAAGCAGAGAUACUGCGCUAAAGCCAUGUAAAUGUUAGAAUCUGACAUGGGUGUGUCCACUGUUUCAUAUUGAAAACACUAUUAACGGAGGAGAGUUAAAAGAGGAGAGACUGGGGGUAUAUGGGGUUAGUGGAAAGAUAAUUUUGUUGUAUGUAUUUUGAUUUUAUUAUUUUAUUUUUUGUCUUUUGUAUGGUUUCUGCGGGAGUAGGGAGGGGGGAGGCUCCAGGAGAGAGAGGGCAGAAAGUGACAUUCUGGCCGGCAGGAGAAGGAAAGAAAGCAGAGUUUCCUUAUUGCUUGUUGCCCUUCUUACACAACGCGCACAACCAGCACUAGGCCAGUAUUUGAUAACUUGUACUGCUGAACAGCAUGCGAUCUCAACAUACUAACUUGCUUAAAGGAAAAUCCCAACUUACUCUGCUUGUUUAACAUUCUUAACGGGGUUGUCUUAAUGAACCAUUUACUGAUCGGCUGAGCUUGAUAACCCCUAAAAUAUCCAGGCUAAAAUUGUGGAAGGCGCUUUUUUUUUUUUUUUUUUUUUUUUUUUUUUUUUUUGAGAUGUUGACACCAACAUUAAAUUUUUUUUUCUUGGACUUUGUCAGAUGGACUUAUUUCAUUAACUCUAGUCACAUAGUCAUCCUAUGUGAUUUUAGACUUCCAGCCAUAUCUCUGUCUGUUGACACAAUGUCACACUCAGCUCAACUCUCUUAACGUACAUCCUGUUUGGCCUGCGCUUUUACAGUUUUUUUUAGUUUAUGCUUUAUUUAUGGAUCAGCUGUUUCCAUUGCUCUCAUUGAAUUUACUUGUUUCUGGUGCCAUAUUGGCUUUUUAACUCAAUCUUUUACUCACGUUCACAAACACAGUGCACAUCGUCGUCUUUGACUCCUGCUUUCUGUGCUGACUUUGAAACACUGGUUUAGAGGAGUGUGGUUUAUGCCUUGUGGGAUUUUGGCCCUAAAUGUGCAAAAAAAAAAAGAAAAAGAGGAACAAACCUCUUAUAGAAGACAGACAUACAGAGCAGUAAUGCCUAUCCAAAAACCUACUAUAAUGUGGACCAAAUGGGUUUCAGAUUGAUAGGCUUUUUUAUUUUGUUUUUUUGUUGUUUUUCUUUUGGCUCUGUACAUCUUGGUCACUAGAAGCAUUCAUAGAAUUGAUGAGAUGGCAAAUUAAACCCUCGUCUAGUGGAGUUGCUUGUGUGCUGCAUGUACAUAGUAAUCAACCCUCCAUUCCAGGAUUUGCUCUGCAAGAAACGACCCAUCACACAGCAGGCUGGUUAGAAAUGUAUCACUGCGGUAGCCUUGUUUCAAUAGUCUUAUCCUGUAGACUAGAAAAUCAUGGCAGCUCCACAUCCAUCAUCAGAAUCUUGUGUUUUUACAGGUCAUGUGUUUCGAGUGCCCUUACCUUUUUAAAAAGUGACAGGAAAUCUUACACAGGUCCUGGGAGUCGUCAUUGGUUUAGUUGAGCCCCUUUGAUUUUGGUACACAGUGUCUGGCAAUGUUGCAAGUGCGUACAGUUUGCACGCCUCUAAGUGUCAGAUGGUGUGUGUGUGUGUGUGUGUGUGUGUGUGCAUGUGUAUCAUUUUGCGUUCUUGCAAAGAAAACUUAAUUAUGUCAAUAGUUGUCAUAAACUUUUUCGUACCUGUUGGUAUGAUGAAACUGUGUUUAGCUUGCUGUUUAGUAAAGAGCAUGUGGAAGAUGGGGAAGGGAGGGAGGGAGGGAUAAUUUGGUUUUUGGUAAGUGUAACCCCUCCUUCUUUUUCCAGAUGUUAGAGACCAAGUCUGCACUGAAAAAUCACAAAACUCAAGCUCGAUGUGUAGUCAGUAGUCCUACAGCCACACCCUCUUCUUAUCCGCCUAUAAAAAAAUGUUUAAAAAAGACUGUCGAGACUAAAGCAUCUGUGUUUUUGUCUCCCAUGCGCCAGAGCCAGGACUGUAGCGCUUGUGGUGUUUACAAGGACAUGAGUACCACAGCUGUGUCCAUCCACUCAUAAAUUAGUGAGUAAUGGAGCGGAUGUGAUACCUAGUCAGGCGAACUCUGGUGAGCAGUUUUGGUCCCCUGAAGACCUGACCAGUCGUCUGUCUGUGUGAUUGAGUGUGUGUGAGAGAGUGUGAGCAGGAGAGGUGACCACUGUUCAUGUACAGCCUAACGUCAAUGAUGAUGCUUCUCAUGUGCACAGUAUCGUAUGCUGGAGAUGUACACAACCACGUGCUGGGAAUAAAUGAUUUCAUAACUUU